AUGGAAAUUCCAAGGAUUGAAUUUGAUGGUGAAGAUGCACAUAUCGAUCUUGAUGAUCAGGGACAAUGCAUGCAAUUCAUACGAGACAAGGUGAUACCAGGUUGUGUUGAUGAUUGUCAGGCAUUGGAAGGUGAAAUCAUUAUGUUCCGUAAGAUCACAAAAAAUGAUAGUAUUCAACAAACACUGGAGAAACUCGAGGCUGGUAAAACGCGGUUCGUUUGUGUGUAUGCUUAUGGUCCGCACAUCCAUAAACUACUUAGCGUUGUUGAGAUAUUCAAGAAGAUUCCAUCAAGGAAAAGUGAAUCGAAAGUCACUCUAAAACAAUGGAAUAAACUCAGUAGUUUUGUAUCUGUGCAGCAAGGUCAAAACGAACUGCUAGAAAAACGUACAAGAGUGCCAAUUCUCAUUACAGUGAUUGCGAAACCAUCAGAUCAAGAGCCCCUGGAAUUGCCGUUGAAAGCCUUUACCAAGCAAUGA
Torulaspora delbrueckii is the source of this 477-nucleotide messenger RNA. RefSeq names its product ribonuclease P/MRP protein subunit POP6 (gene POP6). Bases 1 to 477 code for a protein of 158 amino acids. The transcript has a single exon. Gene Ontology annotation, molecular function: nucleic acid binding. NCBI's taxonomy places the organism in Eukaryota, Fungi, Ascomycota, Saccharomycetes, Saccharomycetales, Saccharomycetaceae. The record is from RefSeq and is a predicted model, not a curated record.